Tetrahymena thermophila SB210 is the source of this 2016-nucleotide messenger RNA. RefSeq lists its product as hypothetical. NCBI's taxonomy places the organism in Eukaryota, Ciliophora, Oligohymenophorea, Hymenostomatida, Tetrahymenidae. Gene Ontology annotation, cellular component: cytosol; nucleus; perinuclear region of cytoplasm. Gene Ontology annotation, molecular function: GTPase activator activity; small GTPase binding. The record is from RefSeq and is a predicted model, not a curated record. The transcript is spliced from 19 exons. Gene Ontology annotation, biological process: activation of GTPase activity; nucleocytoplasmic transport.
AUGAAUUGCAAAUAUAAAAGCGGAAAUUAAAUUGGGCAUGAUGGAGCUUCUACUAUUGGUGCAGCACUUGGUAACUUCAAGUUCCUAACUAAUCUCAAAUUUUACAUUUGGUGCAAUGAAAUCGGUGAUAAAGGAGCAUAAAAUAUUGGAUUAGGUUUGAGUAACUGCACUCAACUUACAAAUUUAGAAUUUGACAUAAGAUACAAUUAAAUUGGGCAUGAUGGAGCUUCUACUAUUGGUGCAGCACUUGGUAACUUCAAGUUCCUAACUAAUCUCAAAUUUGACAUUUCAAGGGAAGGGUCACCUACACCCUAAUGGCAUUUCUACUAAUCUUCCAUGAUUUGGCUACUCAUUAUGCUCGCUUCCCAUUUGUAUUCCAGAUCUUCUGUUCAGAAUGGGGCCUCCUCUUUACCUCCUAUCAGAUUUGGCCCUUCCCUCCUACCAAGGAGACCGCUGGUAACAUUCACAUUUUUACAUGGAAUUUUUCGAAAUAAAGGGGGCGGUAUAGGAUUCGAACCCCCGAUAUCACUGCUAAGACCCUCCGACUCGCCCACUCGAGCCGCUUAGCCCUUCGAAAUCGGUGAUAAAGGAGCAUAAAAUAUUGGAUUAGGUUUGAGUAACUGCACUCAACUUACAAAUUUAGAAUUUGACAUAAAAUACAAUUAAAUUGGGCAUGAUGGAGCUUCUACUAUUGGUGCAGCACUUGGUAACUUCAAGUUCCUAACUAAUCUCAAAUUUAACAUUUCGUGCAAUGAAAUCGGUGAUAAAGGAGCAUAAAAUAUUGAAUUAGGUUUGAGUAACUGCACUCAACUUACAAAUUUAGAAUUUAACAUAAGCGGAGAUAAAAUUGGGAAUGAUGGAGCUUCUACUAUUGGUGCAGCACUUGGUAACUUCAAGUUCCUAACUAAUCUCAAAUUUAACAUUAGGUGCAAUGAAAUCGGUGAUAAAGGAGCAUAAAAUAUUGGAUUAGGUUUGAGUAACUGCACUCAACUUACAAAUUUAGAAUUUGACAUAAGAUUCAAUUAAAUUGGGCAUGAUGGAGCUUCUACUAUUGGUGCAGCACUUGGUAACUUCAAGUUCCUAACUAAUCUCAAAUUUGACAUUUCGGGCAAUGAAAUCGGUGAUAAAGGAGCAUAAAAUAUUGGAUUAGGUUUGAGUAACUGCACUCAACUUACAAAUUUAGAAUUUGACAUAAGCUACAAUUAAAUUGGGCAUGAUGGAGCUUCUACUAUUGGUGCAGCACUUGGUAACUUCAAGUUCCUAACUAAUCUCAAAUUUGACAUUUCGGGCAAUGAAAUCGGUGAUAAAGGAGCAUAAAAUAUUGGAUUAGGUUUGAGUAAUUGCACUCAACUAACAAAUUUAAUUUUUAGCUCAGAUAGAAAUAAAAUUGGUGAUGAAGGUGCAUCAGGCUUAGGUUCAGCUUUAGCAAAAUGCAUUAAUCUCUCAAAUUUGACACUUGACCUUGGUAAAAAUUAAAUUGGUGAUGAAGGUGCAUCAGGCUUAGGUUCAGCUUUAGCAAAAUGCAUUAAUCUCUCAAAUUUGACACUUGACCUUGGUGAAAAUUAAAUUGGUGAUGAAGGUGCAUCAGGCUUAGGUUCAGCUUUAGCAAAAUGCAUUAAUCUCUCAAAUUUGACACUUAACCUUGACGGAAAUUAAAUUGGGCAUGAUGGAGCUUCUACUAUUGGUAAAACACUUGGUAACUUCAAGUUCCUAACUAAUCUCAAAUUUAACAUUUCGUUCAAUGAAAUCGGUGAUAAAGGAGCAUAAAAUAUUGGAUUAGGUUUGAGUAACUGCACUCAACUUACAAAUUUAGAAUUUGACAUAAGAGGAAAUUAAAUUGGGCAUGAUGGAGCUUCUACUAUUGGUGCAGCACUUGGUAACUUCAAGUUCCUAACUAAUCUCAAAUUUAACAUUUCGGGCAAUGAAAUCGGUGAUAAAGGAGCAUAAAAUAUUGGAUUAGGUUUGAGUAAUUGCACUCAACUAACAAAUUUAAUUUUUAGCUCAGAGUAAAUUUGA